AUGGAGCCGUUGAACGGAGACGAAUAUACACUCAUUGAAAAACUCGAAGAAGAAAGUACAUCAACAGUAAAAUGUCCAGAACAGUCGUUUCAAUGGUUUUACAAAUUGUGGCGAGUGCAAGGAUACUUCAAUUUAGUGAUCACAAAAUUGUACCCAAUAAUACAGACUGUCGUUAUACUUAUGCUCUUAGCAUUUCUGAUAUAUAUUGAUUACGGGAAGGUUGUUGGAUAUCCACUUAAGACCAUGACGAAGGAGGACGGAAGCUUACCCAAGUUUUCCGACUUCUUCAAGGCGGAUUUACUUAAGAACGUCAUAUUCUUCUUUGUCUUUAUCGUUGCGUUUUGUUCGAUAGUCAGGUAUUCCUAUAAAAUCUAUAAAAUGACGAAGGACCCAAGACUCAUAGCAGCGAGAAAGUUCUUUGGCAGGAAAGAAAUAUUGAGUUAUGGCGGAGACUGGGAGCGUGUGAAAAGUGUGUUCCGGUUUGAGGAGGAGAAGGAUAACGAGUGUGAGGAUGGGACAGUAGCGUCGUCCGUUCUCAUGUCAUCGGUAACGCUCGAAACUGCAAUGAUUGACGAUUCUAUAAUUCUCGAAACUGAGAAACACGAGCCCACGGAGAUGAAAGAAGUUAAAGACGUGAAGAAUAAGAGUGAUGCGAACAAUCAGUUGGAUACUAAAGAAGCUUUUAUUGAUGAUGAUGGACUCCAUACAACGGGUGGAGAUGGUUUUGUCACAAAAACGGAAGAUGAGAAUUUGUUUGUGAAGUAUUGCACAUUACGGAGCAAUCUGUUGAGUCGAUAUGUCAUUGAAAAUGAGACGGGAAUGAGAGGGAGGAGCAAAUACUUGUAUAGAAUCAUUCAAGAUAUAUACUUCCCACCAAAGGACUUCGACUUUUAUAAGUCACUCAGUUCACAAGAGAACCCGAACUACCAGAGGAAUUACAAUUGCUGGAAGAGUCGAGUGGAGAAAAGGAAGAAAUAUUACUUGCGAUGGCACAGCUCAUUAUUUGUCAUCAUCAGCGCGACGUACAAUUUACUCAUCUUGCUGCUGAGGUACUUUGGAAUGCUGUUGACCCCAAGUUCACUGACGGACAACACGUGGACGCCGUACGCCAAAAAUGCGCUGAGACGGAACAACUCCCUUCCGCACGAGACGGAAACGUUGUUUGGAGCAGCAAAGGAGGUGAUAGAAGGACUUAUUGAACUGACCCCUGUCAAUCAAUUCAAACGAGCGUGUAUGAGGAAUUUGAGUAGUGUGGUAGUUGUGGUGUUUGUCGUCUUUUUCACGAUGAAUAUGAGGAAUGAAUUUAUUAUAUGUGGGGUGUCGAGUGCUCUUGUGUGCAACAUUUUGUUGACAGCUUCAGUGAUGUGCUAUGGGUUAAGUAAUAAGAAGAUCUAUACGAAGACAUUCCACGAAGCGGAAGAGGAAAUUAACCAUAUGUUUCCACAAAUUAGAACAAUGAUAGGGAGGGAACAACAACAGGGAGAUAUCACGAAGUACAUCAAAUCGAAACUCUACGUCGACUUCUACGAAUUCUUUUUGAGAGAGUUGUUGGCCCCAUUUGUCGUGAAUGAGAACAUCAAGAAUUUCUCUGAAAAUGAGGUACUGAAAGAAGUGCAAACUAAAGUCAUUGCCGAGUCAGUCAAGUAA
This is a messenger RNA of Entamoeba invadens IP1, 1647 nucleotides long. RefSeq lists its product as hypothetical. The transcript is spliced from 2 exons. Lineage: Eukaryota; Evosea; Mastigamoebida; Endamoebidae. Gene Ontology annotation, cellular component: autophagosome; phagophore assembly site. The record is from RefSeq and is a predicted model, not a curated record. Gene Ontology annotation, biological process: protein localization to phagophore assembly site; autophagy of mitochondrion. Bases 1 to 1647 code for a protein of 548 amino acids.